GAUCUAUCUAGUAUCUAUCGCGCCCCUCCUCUUACUCCUUCUUCUGUGAUUCAGAACCUCCGCUGUCUACUAUACGGUACAUGCGCGCUGGUUAGCAGAGUGUACUUGUUCUUUUCUUGUUAUCGGUCAUUUAUUCGCCCGCGCUUCACAAUGGACGUUCCUGAGCCCGAACAGACCCCGUUCACUGCGGUGACGGCGCAGACAUCGAAGAUCACCAGGAAAUACCAAGCCUGCCUCGAUGCUUCCACCCCGUUCACCACCUACCGUUGGGUAGGCACCGUCGCUCUCCUUCUCAUCUUCUUCUUGCGGAUUGUCCUGGUCCAGGGAUGGUAUAUUGUGGCGUACACGCUCGGCAUCUACCUCCUCAACCUGUUCCUCCUCUUCCUCCAGCCCAAGUUCGACCCGUCCCUGACGCACGACGAGGGCCUCGAAGACGGCGACGCCGCGGCCAGCCUUCCCACGAAGCAGGAUGAGGAGUUCCGGCCCUUCAUUCGCCGCCUGCCUGAGUUCAAGUUCUGGCACUCGGCUACCAGGGCCAUCGCCAUCGCUUUCCUGUGCUCGUGGUUCGCUUUCUUCGAUAUCCCCGUCUUCUGGCCUGUUCUGGUCAUGUACUGGAUCAUCCUUUUCGUCUUGACCAUGCGCCGCCAGAUCCAGCACAUGAUCAAGUACCGCUAUGUGCCCUUCUCGUUCGGCAAGACGCGGUACGGUCAGGCAUAAUGGUCGACUGGAUCCAUUUCCCUGUUCCAGCCGUCCUUUCCUUCUAACCAACCGACCUAUUCUUGAAUUCUUAUACCUGGUAACUUAUACCUUGUACGACUCGCCACGCUGUCAUUUCGACCUUUUUUCGCCCACCCGCUCACCCGCCCCACCCAAAUGACGGUUCGCAAAUGGCUGGGGACU
Molecule: messenger RNA, 900 nt
Organism: Aspergillus candidus
Lineage: Eukaryota; Fungi; Ascomycota; Eurotiomycetes; Eurotiales; Aspergillaceae
Product: Rer1 family protein
Exons: 4
Coding region: 151-717 (188 amino acids)
Biological process (GO): protein retention in ER lumen; retrograde vesicle-mediated transport, Golgi to endoplasmic reticulum
Cellular component (GO): Golgi membrane
Source: RefSeq, a predicted model, not a curated record